Mesorhabditis spiculigera is the source of this 1473-nucleotide messenger RNA. The record is from the annotation of a GenBank genome assembly. NCBI's taxonomy places the organism in Eukaryota, Metazoa, Nematoda, Chromadorea, Rhabditida, Rhabditidae.
AUGGUCGGUUCCCGGUUUUUGGUCUUCGUUUUCGUCGUCGUCGCCUUCUACUCGAAUUCCCUAAUUGCCACUGAUAUUGACUUGAAUUAUUUUAAGGAGGAAGAUGCCAUUAUCGACAAGUUCACCGGCGAAGGCGAAUUCCGUUCGAUGGAGGACAUGGAGAAGCUCGUCGGAUCGUUGCCGGAAAUCCCGAAUUACAAGCACUACAACUACGAGGAGAUGGUCAAAAAUUUGCAGGACAUGGCCAACGCGUUCCCAAAACUCACCCACCUCUACUCGAUCGGCCGUUCCGUGGAGGGACGUGAAUUAUGGGUGCUCGCCAUCUCGCGCAACCCAAAAGUCCACACAUUCGGCGUCCCGGAAGUCAAGUACGUCGCCAACAUGCAUGGUGAUGAGACGACGUGCCUGAACUUGAUGCUCUGGCUCGCCUGGACGCUGCUCAAUGAGGCCGAGCGGAACCCGUGGAUUGGGCAGAUGCUCGAUCGGACAAGAAUCCAUCUGAUGCCAUCAAUGAACCCGGACGGUUGGGAACAGUCACUGCGCAAAGACCCGGUGCGUCGUGGUCGCACAAACGCGCAUGACGUCGACCUGAACCGGAACUUCCCUUCAAGGUUCCCGCUCAAGCCAAGGCCUGCCCCGGAGCCCGAAACAUUGGCGGUCAUGCGCUGGUCGCAGGAGAUCCCGUUCGUCUUGUCGGCGAAUUUCCAUGGAGGAACCGCGCUGGUCAACUACCCGUGGGACGACUCGGACGUGAUCCAGUCGGGCAGUCGCUAUAACCCAUCUCCCGACAAUGCCCUCUUCGUCCGCCUCUCCUACACGUACGCGCGUGCGCACGAGCGGAUGUGGAAACCGGGUCCACGCUGCGUCACCGAGGACCAGGAACACCCCGCCGACCCGAAGCGCGGCAUCAUCAACGGCGCCUACUGGUACAUUGUCAGCGGUGGCAUGCAGGACUGGAUCUACCUGCACACGAACGGCUUCGAGGUGACGGUGGAGACGAACUGCGUCAAAGACUCGCCAAAAUCAGACCUACGCCGUUUAUGGAUCGAGAACCGCUACGCCCUCCUGCACUACAUCCACGCGGCGCAACACGCAAUUUCCGGUCGCGUCUACGAUGAGGAGACGAACGAACCCCUUCCGGGUACCCUGAUCCGUGUAGAUGAACAAGCGAAAUCGGUGACUUCGUUUGAAGGCGGUGAAUAUUGGCGGCUGCUAAACAUUGGGGAGUACGAGGUUCUCUACACGCACCCCGGCUACACCCCCGUCGUCAAGAAGGUCAAGCUGACCCGUGACGCACGAAGCCAGCGUAUCGAUGUAGCCCUUCGGAAACUUGGAGACUCGACGGAAAGCUCGCCCAACCCGUCGAUGGACCAAUGGCUACUAGAAGUUCUCCCGAAGAAGAUCGCCAAGGCGGUCAAGCUCGUCACCAACGAACUCGGCGGCGCCGUCAGCACCCUGACGUCGCUGUUCUGC